AUGGCAAGGCAAAGAGAAAUGCAAUGGACUCAGAAGGCAUACUUGCUCAUGCAAGAAAUGAGAUUUCUUUGGUCUUCCUUGUUACCAUCCACUGGCUGUAAUAUCAAGAUGCAUAUGAUAGAGCAUAUGGGAAUUUCAUAUCCCCAAUGCCUAGUCAAGACUUAUGGUGAAAACAAGCAAUCCACCCAUCAAACCUCAUGUGUAUCACAAGCAAGCUAG
Prunus armeniaca (apricot) is the source of this 219-nucleotide messenger RNA. The record is from the annotation of a GenBank genome assembly. NCBI's taxonomy places the organism in Eukaryota, Viridiplantae, Streptophyta, Magnoliopsida, Rosales, Rosaceae.